Trypanosoma rangeli is the source of this 2118-nucleotide messenger RNA. RefSeq lists its product as uncharacterized. Lineage: Eukaryota; Euglenozoa; Kinetoplastea; Trypanosomatida; Trypanosomatidae. The transcript has a single exon. The record is from RefSeq and is a predicted model, not a curated record. The coding region runs from base 1 to 2118 and encodes 705 amino acids.
AUGGAUCAGCUAGAGAGCAUCUUAAGCGGCCUGGCGCCGGGGCACAUAGAGCGGGCGGUGCAGCUGCUGCAGCGCUACACUGCGGCACCAGGCGCGAUCCGAGGGGAGGUGACGGGAGACGCGGAGCCCUCGUCGGUGGGCCUCAAAGACGGUGACGGUGUCGAGGUCGGUGGCGGCUGUGACGCCUUGGCGGGCGGGGCGGAGGCGGUGAGCUCCGUUAUUGCCAUCGCACUGCAGCAGGCGAUCCGUGUUGGCCCCGCAUCCACCGCGGCCAACGCCGCGAGCACCGACUAUGAGGACGACGACGACAUUCCCUUCGCUGCGCUGGUGCAGAAGCGGCAGCAGCAGGCACACGAAGCCCGCGCCCGGGCUGCGGAGGAACACGAAGAGGAGCAUCCAACGAGUCGUGGCGGCCGCACUCUUGCGCGCAAGGGCAAUUCGUUGGCGAAGGGGGUGGGCUCGCUUUCGUCGCAGCAGAAGCAGCACCAAGCACCCGCUAUCGCCGCGCGCAGUCUUGCUAGUUUUGGAUUUGUCACUUCCGCCAGGAAGCCGGCAGCGACAGCUGGGGACAAGAAGAAGCUGAUUACACCCUUUGUGCAGGACAGGCGCGUAGUACCCGUGGCAUUGCGGUUUUGGUGUCAUGACGAGGACGCGCCCGCAAUGCAGGCAGAGCCGUUGGUACCCGCGCUCCAGCCGCAUGCGGCGGCAGUGGCGGAGGAGCCGUGGAGCAUCGCCGUGAAUGAAGAGACCUCCUCGCUGCUGCACUCGCCCGUGAUGUUCUGCGGCGACAAGGAGGAGGCGGAGCAGCAGCAACACGAGGGGCCAGCACGGCGCUAUGCAUCCUUCACGGCGAUGGUAGAUGCCACCACCACCACGUGUGUCGGUAAAGGAAGCGAGCGAGAGCCGCGUUUGCAAUGUCCCUGUACGUACCACGUGAGACUUGCUGCCCCACGCACCGGCUUCAGAAAUGAGGUGGUCUUUUGCGGUUUCUACGCGAUUGGCUACGACCCGUGCCAGGCCCGUCCCCCGUACUUUGGGACGUACAACAGUCAGGACGCGCUGAACACGGAGGAGCUGCUGCAGCUGGCACGCUUUGACACCGGGAAGGAGAUGAUACGAAUCUCAAAUCUCGAUUACGAGUACGACUCCGGGGAUGACUGGGACGUGGUGGAGGGGGACGAGGACCUCGAGGCGUCCAGCAGCGACACCGACGAUGAGGAGGAUGACGACGAGGCGGAAUCCGACAGCGACAGUGGCGGAGACUUCAUCAACGACAACAACGACGAGGAUGGCGACUCAGAUGCGGAGCUGCAGCGGAAAAUGGUGGAGGAGCGGCAGCGGCGGCUUAAUCGGCUGCGGCACAAGGAUAAGCUGGUCCCAGCCUUCAGUGGACCGUUUGUAGGCGUCCCCUGGCUUGAGCACCCGCUCCGUGCAUACGACAGGCUGGAGCGACUGGGCUCCGCACUCGACGGCGCCGCAUUCACAGCAUUGAUGGAGCAGGAGAUGCGUGGGUUGGGCUCCGUCAUGGCUUCAAGCUCCCCCCGUGCCGCCAAUGGGGGUGGGAGCGGCGCUGAGGCGACGGAUGCGGAUGCGGAUGCGGAUGCGGGUGGCACGGUGGAUCACAUGGAAGAGCGGAUGCUGCAACAGCGGUUGGUCGCGGCGGCGCUUCGCAACCGGCGAGAGAUGCUGCCGGAGGAACUGGACGCCGUGCACGCCAUCGUGGCGGCGAACGGGAAGGUGUCGCCCAAGGCCAUCGUGGAGGCCCUGCAGGAGCAGCAUUUGUGCGUGGGCGUUGCGCGGGCGGAGAUUCUUCGCACCAUUCGACGGUACUAUGAACGCAAGCAUAACACGAUGGUGCGGCGGACGGAGCCGUGGUCUCCAACGGACGAGCGGCUUUUUACGAAGCAUCGGGGCGGCGGGGGUAACAGCAACAACAGGAAUGAUCCCACCCAGAAGGAGAGUAACAGCAAUAAUAACAGUAACGGUGCGCUGGAACGCGGCCGCGGGGAGGAUGAGGAGGAGGAGGACUGUGAAGGCGAUGAGGAUGUGCCGCUGAUGGAACUCGCACGCAAGCGGCCACGCGAGGAGGCGGAUAAGAUUGUGGUGGAGGCUGAAUGA